AUGGAUUGUCUUGAUUCCUGUCUAGAUAGUGGAGACCGAAUGUCGGUGUGCGUUGAUGGGGCACCCCCUAUAGUCAGCAUGAAGGCGUCUUCGGAAGCCUAUCUCGCAAGAGUUUCGUUGUAUUCCAAGCAUGAAUACGGUUGGCAGGAUCUCCGUGUCGGUAAUAAGUACCGCAUCGGUCGAAAGAUCGGUUCCGGUUCGUUCGGUGAUAUCUAUCUUGGCACCAACAUCAUCUCGGGUGAAGAAAUCGCCAUCAAGCUAGAGUCUGUCAAGGCGAAGCACCCUCAACUCGAAUAUGAGGCUCGAGUUUACAAGUCUCUUGCUGGUGGCGUUGGUAUCCCCUUCGUCCGCUGGUUUGGAACCGAAUGCGACUACAAUGCCAUGGUCCUAGAUCUUCUCGGUCCUAGUUUGGAAGACCUCUUCAACUUCUGUAACAGGAAGUUUUCGUUGAAGACUGUAUUGCUCCUCGCCGACCAACUAAUUUCCCGCAUCGAAUAUAUACACGCUAAAUCAUUCAUCCAUCGUGAUAUCAAGCCUGACAACUUCUUGAUGGGCAUCGGCAAGCGAGGUAACCAGGUCAAUGUUAUUGACUUUGGUCUUGCCAAGAAAUACCGAGACCCCAAGACUCACUUCCAUAUUCCUUACCGUGAGAACAAGAACUUGACUGGCACUGCUCGAUAUGCCUCCAUCAAUACCCAUCUUGGUGUUGAACAAUCCCGUCGUGAUGACAUGGAGUCAUUGGGCUAUGUGAUGCUGUACUUCUGCCGAGGUUCUCUUCCCUGGCAGGGUCUCAAGGCUGCUACUAAGAAGCAGAAGUAUGACCGCAUCAUGGAGAAGAAGAUGACUACGCCGACCGAGGUUCUUUGCCGUGGUUUCCCCAACGAAUUUGCCAUCUACUUGAACUACACCCGUUCCCUUCGAUUUGAUGACAAGCCCGACUACAGCUACCUCCGAAAAAUCUUCCGUGAUCUCUUCGUUCGUGAAGGGUUCCAGUACGACUACGUCUUCGACUGGACUGUCUAUAAGUAUCAGAAGAACGCCCAGGCAAUCGCCCAGGCGGCCGGCCAGGGUGAGAACGAAGACGACAAAACCCGACGAACCACUGCUGCGACAGCAGGUCAGACUGCCCCGUCGGGUGCUGUGAAGCCAAACCCGAUUCCCAGCUCUCGCCGUAAGGUAAUCGAGCGCGGUGUUCCCGGCGUUGACACUCCAGAAACCAGCCGUGCCGUCGGAGGAAGCGACAGGAUGCUGCGAUCAGCUUCCAAAGGCCAGGGCGCUGGCUCUGGAUAUGCAUCUGGAUCCUACCGACCGAAAUGA
Molecule: messenger RNA, 1317 nt
Organism: Daldinia loculata
Lineage: Eukaryota; Fungi; Ascomycota; Sordariomycetes; Xylariales; Hypoxylaceae
Product: putative casein kinase I
Exons: 4
Coding region: 1-1317 (438 amino acids)
Biological process (GO): endocytosis; peptidyl-serine phosphorylation; signal transduction
Cellular component (GO): cytoplasm; nucleus
Molecular function (GO): ATP binding; protein serine/threonine kinase activity
Source: RefSeq, a predicted model, not a curated record